ACUUCAUUUCUCGCAGCAGUUCACGCCUUGACGAAGAAUUCUUAAAACAAACUACCAGAACGCGCGCUUUUCUCUUAUAACCUCAUAAUGGAACUCAGAACUGAUACAUUUGCGUUCUAAAUCCAGUGACGACAGUUUCAAUAUGAAUUCAUCACCACUUCAAAAAGUUUUGUUUUAAAACUUAUAUUUUAACAUGUUCUAAACGUUCCAAAUGCACACUGUUGUUCUCCGAAUUAAACGUUUGUGAAUUCUUAAAUCUGCAGAUUGAGUAAAGUGCGCGCGGGAGGCGCGGUGUGCGCGCAGACUUUGCCCAGGCGCGUAAAGUGCGUAUUCAAACGCGUCCCUCUCUACGCAUCAGUUUUAAGGCGGACUACAGCCACUCAUGACGCUCAUUAGUUGACGAGGUUUUUCCACGCUUCCACGCUGACACCACCCGCACAGCACUGAGCCCUGAAGAAGAGACAGCAUCUAUCCGAGAAGACUAACGUUAAAGGUUGAAGAUGGAGGCCUUUAAUGACAGAGUCAACACUUACAUCGACUCUUGGAUGGGACCCAGGGAUCCUCGGGUUAGAGGAUGGCUUCUGCUGGACAACUACAUCCCCACUUUCACCUUCAGCAUGAUGUACCUUCUGAUUGUGUGGAUGGGACCAAAAUACAUGAAGAACAGACAGCCAUACUCCUGCAGAGCGCUGCUAGUGCCAUAUAACCUCUUCCUGACGCUUCUGUCUCUCUACAUGUUCUAUGAGCUGGUAAUGUCAGUGUAUCAGGGCGGAUACAACUUCUUCUGCCAGAACACCCACAGCGGAGGAGAGGCCGACAACAGGAUGAUUAAUGUACUCUGGUGGUAUUACUUCUCCAAACUCAUCGAGUUUAUGGACACUUUCUUCUUCAUCCUGAGGAAGAACAACCACCAGAUCACCUUCCUGCAUGUCUACCAUCACGCCACCAUGCUCAACAUCUGGUGGUUCGUCAUGAACUGGGUGCCGUGUGGACACUCGUAUUUUGGCGCCACGUUUAACAGCUUCAUCCAUGUCCUGAUGUACUCGUAUUACGGCCUCUCUGCCGUCCCGGCCAUAAGACCGUACCUGUGGUGGAAAAAAUACAUCACUCAAGGGCAGCUGGUCCAGUUUGUCCUGACCAUGUUCCAGACAUCUUGUGCUGUGGUUUGGCCCUGUGGUUUCCCAAUGGGCUGGCUGUAUUUCCAAAUCACUUACAUGAUCACUCUUAUCACGCUCUUCUCAAACUUCUACAUACAGACCUAUAAGAGAAACGCAGGAUCUCGGAAGACCGAUCUCACGAACGGAUCGAUAAAUGGCCACACUAAUGGCGUGACAUCCAGCGAGAAGGUUAGAUACAGGAAGCCACGCGCAGAUUGACGGCAGUUUGUCCACGCACGGUCCUGUCAUUGAUAUGAACGCAGUAGAGGAGCUGCAUGUAUGUGUAUCAUCUUACUAAAGCCAUUUAAUCUUUAUUAAGAGACUUGCACACCGCAACCUCAUGUUAUUCAUAUUGAAUCCAAAAAUUAGGAAAAGAGAGCUACAAUUAGGGUCCAAGUUAGUCUACGUCUCAGGCGUCUAUAGAGUAUUUUUGUUUUUCAUAUAUUUUUCUUGAAAUAUAAAGAUGGCUAACCUUAUUGCUGUACUCAUUUGCACUGGUGUUUUCACUAAACUUGUUUGUAGACAUAAAGAAGAAUGUAUCAGAGGAGUUUACUAAAUACACAGCAGUCUGCCACACUUAGAGAGCUGAAUUAUACAGUAAUAGCCUAUGCAAUGUGUCUUUACAGUACAGACAAUAGAUGAUCACAUAUAUACAUUGGGAAAUAGGAGAAAUAUGGAAGCUAAUUAUUGUGAUGAUUGAGUUUAGUAAAUUAAAGUAGGUUUACAAAAGAAAAUGGACUGUUUAUUUUAUGUUAACACUGAUUUAGCGUAGUUUGUUGUUGGCGCUGUACUGUACAGGUGAAUCUUAUCAAAACAUAUCUAUUUCAUUCCAGCUUACACAUUUUUUUUUUUUUUUUUUUUUUUUGUGUAUUUCUCAUUCCCAGCCCAUUUUUUGAAAACUUUACUGUACUACAAAAUCAUAAUGUGUAAAAAAUGUAUUAUUGUUUUUUUUUUUCAUUACUGUAAUGACAAUAAUAUUCUUUAAAUUUGACAAUAAGUUUAACAUAUUUGUUUAAAACAUUAGAUAACCUGAACUAACAAUGAAAAAUACUUCUAAAGCAUUUCUUAAUCUUAGUUCAUGUUCAUUUUCAACAUUUACUCAUACAUUAUUGAAAUAAAAAGUUGUAUGUUAAUAUUAUUUACUGGACCUGAGCUAAACCGAACAGUUGUAUUUUUGAUGAAUAAAUAAUACUGUAACAAACAUAUUGCUCAUUGCUAGUUAACAUUAGUUAAUGCAUUAACUAAUGAAACCUUAUUGUAAAGUGUUAGAUUCUUUCCCUCACAAAUGUGGUAAAAUUUCAUGAACACAAUGUCACAACUUUAAUGGUUUAGAUUUUUAGAUUUAGGGGUGAAAUAUUAGUCAGGCAUUGAAAUUGAUCCAAACAGCAUGAAUAUGACAAAAUCAGAUCACUAAUAUACACUUGUUUGUUGUAUCUGAAACUGGUAAUAUUGUACUGGCUUCGCAUCCAUUGCACUCUGUCAGUGUUUUCAACCUGAAAGAUUUCCAGCCUGCAGAUAUCAGCGUCAGUGUAAUGUCUGUUCUGUUUUAACUGGCUAGUCUUUUCUGCAAAAGAGUUUUCUGGUGUUAAAACCGCCAUGAUGAAUCCGCAGUUCUGCAUGUCGCUUCAGUGAACCACUGCUUACACUGUAAUGACAGCACUUUUAUUAACUCUGUAACACUUUCCUUUUCCUCUCUGUGAGGCGCUGUAAGUGCUGCAAGAAAUACCUUGUGUCAGUUAGUGAAGGAAAUGAGCACAAUUAUUUAGAGCCUGUUGGGUCACCUGAAACAUGAAAUCAGGACGUUUCGACAGCUUAACACACUCAUUCUCUGUGCCAGCAUUCCAGACUUUGUCAAGCAAAGUUCAUUUUGUCCUUGUGUUUGAACACUUUCCCUAAUCUAGCCUGCUGUUGUUUUGCCAUUUAGGUGUGUUAAAGUUAAACCAUUAGCAUGGACCUACAGUAAACAAUUAAUACUACUUGUGCAACUUCUGUAACAUUGAUUUGUCCUUCUCAUUUAUUUCAGUUAUUGCUGUUAAUAAGUCAUUCUCUCUGUUAGUGUCCUGUUUAAUUGGAUAUGUAAUAAUAUCUUGCAUUAACCGUGAUACUUCCCUGAUGUAAUGUUGUUAACUGAUGCUUUUGUUGCAGGCAUACAGACACACCCAUCCAAUGUACACGAUACCAUUGGCUAUUAACACAGUAGAGAAUUAAUGAAGUGUAUCACAAGUAGAACAUCCCACGACCAUUAAUAGACACAAUACCAAUAAAGUGAUUUUUAUUUGGA
Molecule: messenger RNA, 3438 nt
Organism: Megalobrama amblycephala (Wuchang bream)
Lineage: Eukaryota; Metazoa; Chordata; Actinopteri; Cypriniformes; Xenocyprididae
Gene: elovl5
Product: ELOVL fatty acid elongase 5
Biological process (GO): very long-chain fatty acid biosynthetic process; fatty acid elongation, polyunsaturated fatty acid; fatty acid elongation, saturated fatty acid
Cellular component (GO): endoplasmic reticulum; endoplasmic reticulum membrane
Molecular function (GO): fatty acid elongase activity
Source: RefSeq, a predicted model, not a curated record